AUGACCGGCGAGGAGCUGCGCAUGCUCGUGCUGAACAAGUGGGGGAAGAUGUACGACACGCGCAUCCACCAGCGAAGAGACCAGUUCAACAAACUCGGUCUUUAUCUGCAGAUAAUGUGGAAGCACGUCGGGCAGAAGAGCUUCCCGAUGACGGAGCAGCAGUACGUCGAGCAGUUAAGCGCCGUCGCGGAGCUGCUCACGGAGUGGGGGGCGCAAGACGUCGUGAGGCAGAAGCUCCCGCAGAGCACGAAAUUUCCAAAGAUGGACACGACGGGCGCGAACGCGGUGAUGAUCCCGCUCGAUAUCGAGCUCGACGAUUGA
Micromonas pusilla CCMP1545 is the source of this 321-nucleotide messenger RNA. RefSeq lists its product as uncharacterized. Bases 1 to 321 code for a protein of 106 amino acids. Lineage: Eukaryota; Viridiplantae; Chlorophyta; Mamiellophyceae; Mamiellales; Mamiellaceae. The record is from RefSeq and is a predicted model, not a curated record. The transcript has a single exon.